AUGGCCCCAACCCUAUUCAUCAUCUUCUUCAGCAUCAUGCUACAGCAGGCAUCAGCAGAUGGAAGAUAUGCUCAAAUGCUGUUUAAGAGUUUAUUUGAAGAUUAUACCGAUGCUCUCAGGCCUGUGGAAGAUACAGAUCUAGCCUUGAACAUCACUUUGAAAAUCACCCUUUCUCAAAUUAAAGAUGUGGAUGAAAGGAACCAAAUUUUGACAGCUUACCUUUGGAUCCGACAAAUCUGGUUUGAUGCUUUCCUCAAGUGGGACCGUGACAAAUAUGAUGGGCUUGAUGCUAUCCGAAUACCCAGUAGCUUUGUGUGGAGACCCGAUAUUGUUCUAUAUAACAAAGCUGAUGAUGAGUCUACAGGAUCCAUGGAGACAAACGUGGUAUUAAGAUAUGAUGGGCAGAUUACUUGGGAUUCUCCAGCGAUUACAAAGAGCUCAUGUGUAGUGGAUGUGGCCUACUUCCCAUUCGAUGAUCAGAGGUGCAACCUUACAUUUGGCUCUUGGACCUACAAUGGAAAUCAGGUCGACAUCAUUAAUGGACUUGACAGUGGAGAUCUAACUGAUUUUGUGGAAAAUGUGGAAUGGGAAGUCCAUGGAAUGCCAGCAACAAAAAAUAUAAUAACAUAUGGGUGUUGUUCAGAUCCUUACCCAGAUAUUACCUACACAUUAAUCCUCAAAAGGAGGUCUUCAUUUUACAUUUUUAACUUAUUGAUCCCAUGUGUAAUGAUCUCAUUCCUAGCACCAUUAGGAUUUUACCUACCAGCUGAUUCUGGAGAGAAGGUGUCUCUUGGUGUGACUGUGCUCCUGGCACUGACUGUGUUUCAGCUGAUGGUCGCAGAAAGCAUGCCUCCAUCUGAAAGUGUUCCAUUAAUCGGUAAAUACUACAUAGCAACAAUGACAAUGAUCACUGCCUCGACUGCACUAACAAUUUUCAUCAUGAAUAUUCAUCACUGUGGGCCAGAAGCGAAACCAGUUCCAAAGUGGGCGAAAGUGAUUAUAUUACAGUACAUGUCAAAGAUAUUUUUUGUGUAUGACAUUGGUGAAACCUGCACAGUGGUGCAAAAGAAAAAUGGAAAGAAUCACUAUACAUUACAGAUGGAUAAUUCCAAAACAAAUGGAAAAUUUGGAAAAGAUUGCGAUUUGACACUAAAUGCUCACCUUUCUAAAAUGUACCCCAACUCAGUAAGUAUAGGUGGUAGUUGUGUAAGUGAAGAGGAUCUAAACAUGUCCUGUUGUUUCUGCUAUUUACAUUGUGGCAGGGUGGCAAAAAAUAUUGAAUUUAUAGCCAAUUGCUUCAGAGAGCAAAAAGCAACCAAUGCUAAAUCUGCUGAGUGGAAGAAAGUGGCUAAAGUAAUGGAUCGUUUCUUCAUGUGGAUUUUCUUUGUCAUGGUAUUUUUCAUGAGCAUUUUAAUUGUAGGAAAGGCAACAUAA
Molecule: messenger RNA, 1434 nt
Organism: Rhincodon typus (whale shark)
Lineage: Eukaryota; Metazoa; Chordata; Chondrichthyes; Orectolobiformes; Rhincodontidae
Gene: chrna9a
Product: cholinergic receptor, nicotinic, alpha 9a
Exons: 6
Coding region: 1-1434 (477 amino acids)
Biological process (GO): monoatomic ion transmembrane transport; regulation of membrane potential; chemical synaptic transmission
Cellular component (GO): postsynaptic membrane; neuron projection; synapse
Molecular function (GO): transmembrane signaling receptor activity; acetylcholine-gated monoatomic cation-selective channel activity
Source: RefSeq, a predicted model, not a curated record